CCUCUCGUUCUUCUUCUUCUUCUUCAUGCCUCUCUGCAAAUCAUAGCACCAGUCACUGCUAAACUGAUCAUGAUUCCUAUUAUUGCAGUAUUGCUUUUCUUUGCCUCAUCCAUCUUUUUAGGCUUUCUUAUCCAAAAAACAAAGCGAGUAGUACUCCCACCUGUGCCACCUCUCCCUCCAGGACCCAGCCCAUGGCCGAUCAUCGGAUGUGUACCAGAGAUGUGGAGGAACAGACCAGCUUACAGAUGGAUACAUGACAUUCUGAAACAGCUCAACACUGAUAUUGCAUGUGUACGACUAGGAAAAGUUCAUGUGAUAGCAAUCAAAUCACUUGAAAUUGCCAGAGAAUUCUUGAAAAAACAUGACGUUGUUUUCGCAUCACGACCCACUACUAUGGCUACUCACUACUUAAGUAAUGGGUACUUGACAACAGCUUUUGCACCUUUGGGAGAGCAUUGGAAGAAAAUGAAAAGAGUUUUGGUUACCGACGUGUUGAAUCAGUCCAGACUCCAGUGGCUACUCGAUAAGAGAAACGAUGAAGCGGACAAUCUUGUGAAGUUUCUCUACAGUCAGUGCUCGAACAGUGAGAAUGGUUCGGUGGUGAAUGUGAGAAAUGCAGCCCAACAUUACUCAGCGAAUGUGAUAAGAAGGAUGAUCUUCAACACGAGGUACUUUGGCAAUGGAAGGGAGGAUGGAGGACCAGGACUUGAAGAGAGACAUGUCUCUGCGCUUUUCACAAUACUCUUGCAUCUCAAUGUGUUCUAUGUAUCCGAUUACCUUCCAUGGCUGAGACCGUUUGACAUAGGUGGGCAUGAGAAAAAGGUGAGGGAUGCUUUGAAAAUUAUCAAGCAAUAUGAGGACCCUAUUAUAGAUGAGAGAGUACGAAAGUGGAGGUGCUCUAAUCAGGAAAAUUGGAUCAAGGAGCCUGUAGAGGAGAACUUGCUCCAUGUUUUCAUCUCUCUCAAAGGUGCAGAUGGGUAGCCUUUAUUAUCAACUAAAGAAAUCAAAGCACAAAUCACUGUAAGAUAUUCUUAUCUCUA
Rosa chinensis is the source of this 1040-nucleotide messenger RNA. RefSeq names its product tryptophan N-monooxygenase CYP79A68. The record is from RefSeq and is a predicted model, not a curated record. Bases 70 to 981 code for a protein of 303 amino acids. Gene Ontology annotation, molecular function: monooxygenase activity; heme binding; oxidoreductase activity, acting on paired donors, with incorporation or reduction of molecular oxygen. Lineage: Eukaryota; Viridiplantae; Streptophyta; Magnoliopsida; Rosales; Rosaceae. The transcript is spliced from 2 exons.